Molecule: messenger RNA, 1329 nt
Organism: Cajanus cajan (pigeon pea)
Lineage: Eukaryota; Viridiplantae; Streptophyta; Magnoliopsida; Fabales; Fabaceae
Product: cysteine proteinase mucunain
Biological process (GO): proteolysis
Molecular function (GO): cysteine-type peptidase activity
Source: RefSeq, a predicted model, not a curated record
GGGAUAGCUGACCCAAGAUUGAAACUCCAUACCAAAAUGCAGUGCCACUUUUAUAAAGCCCUUAUCAACAUCCCAUCCCCAAUGACAAAAUAGAAAAUGGGUAAUAACAGAUAUGCGACUGCCACGGCCACGAUUCUGAUGGUGUUGGCAGUGUCAUCAGCAUUGGAGAUGUCGAUUAUCUCGUACGACAGAAGCCACGCGGGGAAGUCGGGGUGGAGGAGCAAUGAGAUUGAGGAGGUAAUGAGUGUAUACGAGAAGUGGCUUGUGAAGCAUGGGAAGGUGUAUAACUCCCGCAGCGAGAACAAAAAGAGGUUUGAGAUCUUCAAAGACAACCUUAAGUUUAUCGACCAGCACAAUGCUGAGAAACGAACGUACAAGGUUGGACCGAACCGGUUCGCUGAUCUUAGCAACGAGGAGUACCGGUCCAAGUACCUGGGAACCAAGAUGGACGCCACCAGAGUGAUGGGCAAGGCAAGUAAGCGUUACGCUCCGCGCGUGGGUGACAACUUGCCGGAAUCUGUUGAUUGGAGGAAAGAAGGUGCCGUCGUCGGAGUCAAAGACCAAAAAGAAUGCGAGGGUUGCUGGGCAUUCUCUGCAAUUGCAGCAGUGGAAGGGAUUAACAAGAUAGUAACAAGCAAUCUAACUACACUGUCAGAGCAAGAACUGCUAGAUUGUGACAGAACAGUCAAUGCAGGAUGUAGUGGCGGACUUGUGGAUUACGCGUUUGAGUUCAUUAUCAACAAUGGUGGCAUCGACACAGAAGAGGAUUACCCUUUUCAAGGUGCUGAUGGUAUAUGUGAUCAACACAAGAAAAAUGCUAGAGUUGUUACAAUUGAUGGUUAUGAAAGUGUUCCUGCCUAUGAUGAAUUAGCCUUGAAGAAAGCAGUAGCAAAUCAGCCAGUGAGUGUUGCCAUUGAAGCAGGUGGCAAGGAGUUUCAAUUAUAUGAAUCAGGUAUAUUCACAGGAUCAUGUGGGACAAUAAUAGAUCAUGGUGUUGCAGCUGUUGGGUAUGGAACAGAAAAUGGAAUAGACUAUUGGAUCGUCAAGAAUUCUUGGGGUACGGGUUGGGGAGAGGCAGGCUAUGUAAGAAUAGAACGUAAUAUAGCAGGAGACACUGCUGGAAAAUGUGGAAUUGCAAUUUUAUCAUUCUAUCCCAUAAAGAGGGGCCAAAAUCCAAUAGCUAGUUCAGGGUUUGGAGGAUUUUAAAUCCCCUAAAUCCUAAACCAUCUGCUCUUUCACUAGUUAAGCCACCGCAUGUUUGUGAUAAUUCCUUCAGUUAUAUUGAAAAUAGCACUUGUUAUCUCCUUCUAAUUAAAUUUAUCUUUUUAA